CUGACUUCCCGGGGAAAGCUGGCCGCGUGAGUGGGUGUUGUUGAUAGUGAAUAUCUGUGUUUGUUUCAUCUUCAACAGAACAUGUCAGGCUUAGUGGCAUAUCUCCGUCAUGCUAAGGAAACACUGAGCUCCUGCAAGAAGGUCCAAGUCGUCAUGGGGAAUGAGGCUUGUGACCUCGACUCCGCCGUCAGUGCCAUCACCUACGCCUUCCUCCUGCACUCCCUAAGGGCGGAACGCGAGGACAAGGAGAGCGUGGGCGUGGUGGACAAGGAGGCCGUGGGCGUGGUGGACAAGGAGGCCGUGGGCGUGGUGGACAAGGAGGCCGUGGGCGUGGGCGUGGUCCCCGUCCUGAACAUCCCCCGACGCGACUUCCCCCUAAGGACGGAAGUGACGCACUGGCUCGGCAGACACGGCGUUUCCCCGGAGGUGCUGGUGUUCAGAGAUGAGAUUAACUUACACGAUCUCCACGAAAAAGGAAAUCUCCAGCUGUUUCUCGUCGACCACAACAUCUUACCAGCUGGCGACGCGUGUUUAGAAUCAGCUGUUUGUUACGUCAUCGAUCACCAUCGGCUGGAACGACAAGUCGGGGCAGGCCGUGACGAAAUCCUGCUGGAGAUGGUGGGGUCGUGCGCCACACUGAUCGCCGAACGGAUGCUGAGGGAGAACAGGUCUUCGCUCGAGGAUGAGAGGGCGGUCCGGUUGCUCCAUGGCACGAUCAUCUUGGACACGAUCAACCUGAGUGACGAAGCGAAGAGGGUCACGCCCAAAGACGUUCAGGCUCUCGAGGAACUGGAGGCGAUUCUCAAGGCGCCGCCCGACAGGAGGCAGAUCUUCGCCGAGCUGACGUCAGCCAAGGGCGACAUCUCGAGCCUGGCGACGGAGGAGCUGCUGAGGAAGGACAGGAAGGUCGUCGUCGGCGGGGGGGGGGAGGUCGUGGUGGGGGUCUCGUCGCUGCCGCUCACGGUGCAGGAUUACCUUCAGCGGGCCGACGUGGGCGUGUCUCUGGCGCAGCACUCCGACCUCCAAGGCGCCCACGCCGUCGUCCUGAUGGGGAUCAGCCUGGCGGGGAACUCCGUCGAGAGGGACAUCGCCGUGUACUCCAAGGACGAGGCAUUGAGGCGGAGUCUCACCCAGUACCUCGAAGACGCGCAAGGUGGCCUGCUGCAACUAGCAAGCAUGGACACGAACGUUGCACAUUGCAAGGCAUAUCAACAGAAAAACUGCGCUGCCUCCAGAAAGGUGGUUCUACCGCUGGUCAAAGAUUGGUUGGCUUCUAAGAAUCUCUAAGUAUUUUUUUUUUUAAAUUAAUGACGUAGGGAUUCUGUUUAUAUAAUUAUUUAUUUGUUUAUUGUCGUUAUUGUUGUUCUGUUUUUUUU
Penaeus monodon (black tiger shrimp) is the source of this 1376-nucleotide messenger RNA. Its product is annotated as exopolyphosphatase PRUNE1-like. Gene Ontology annotation, cellular component: cytoplasm. Lineage: Eukaryota; Metazoa; Arthropoda; Malacostraca; Decapoda; Penaeidae. The transcript is spliced from 9 exons. Gene Ontology annotation, molecular function: exopolyphosphatase activity. Bases 82 to 1287 code for a protein of 401 amino acids. The record is from RefSeq and is a predicted model, not a curated record.